Colias croceus (clouded yellow) is the source of this 1546-nucleotide messenger RNA. It is a transcript of the gene Pex14, whose product is annotated as peroxisomal membrane protein PEX14. The coding region runs from base 226 to 960 and encodes 244 amino acids. Gene Ontology annotation, molecular function: signaling receptor binding. Gene Ontology annotation, biological process: protein import into peroxisome matrix, docking. The transcript has 5 exons. Gene Ontology annotation, cellular component: peroxisomal membrane; peroxisomal importomer complex. NCBI's taxonomy places the organism in Eukaryota, Metazoa, Arthropoda, Insecta, Lepidoptera, Pieridae. The record is from RefSeq and is a predicted model, not a curated record.
UCGAGUCGAGUGUUCUGUGAUUUGUGAUUUGAUAGUUUUAUUUUAUCCUCCUAGAUUUGAGUAGGUAUAUACUGUUCAAAUGAAACUAGUUUUCAUAACUUGGUAAUUAAUUACACCGUAGUGGUCCCAUAUUAGACAAAAUAAAAGUGCAUUAAUUUCUUCGAUUGCAACAAAUCGAUUUCAUAUAAGAAUCUUUUAUUUGAUUGUGAUAGAAAUUCGGAUAUAAUGGCUUCGGAAGUGUUAACUAAUGCUGGGAAUGAAAUCCGAGAAAACUUGGUGACGACAGCAGUCAAAUUCCUCUCGAACCCAAGCGUACAACGCUGCACCAUGGAAAGCAAGGAACGGUUUCUACGAGCAAAGGGCCUCACCGACGUUGAGAUUCAACGGGCCAUCGAGAAGUGUGGAGAGCUAGUUGACAUGUCUUCCUUCUCUUCAGAGCUGAGGUUCUUCCAGCAUUCGCAAGGCUCGUGGUUCAGAGAACGGAUUGUACCGCUGAUCGUGUAUGGCGGUUUCGCGUACGGAUGCUACUGGUUUUACAGGAACUGCAUCAAACAGCUAAUCUUCGUAGAACAGCCAAAAAGGAAAACAACAGCAGAAUGUAUAGAGGAGUUACGUAAAUCUCUAGACAUAAUGAAUGCGAGUAUCACCUCGCUAAGGGGGGAGUUACAAGUGGGGGUACAGCAAAACGCGCUCAGGUCGCAACUCGACAAUCUUAAAGAUGACAUCGCGUCUGUUAAAGGCAUUUUAUUGAAUAGAAACCAAUUCCCCUCACUAAAAACGCGUACUGAACCGCCAUCAAUACCCGCCUGGCAGCGUCAAUCACAAGAAGCAACAUCUAGCGAACCGGCUGUAGAGAAGAAACGGCCAAGAUCGCAGCGCUCUGAGUCCGGCGGCUCCAACUCUAGCGAGGGGGAACAGGCCACCAAGAACAGCGACAGUAGCCUGGAAAUUAUUACGUGAAGAAAACGACAUAGCCUAGCCGCUAUAAGGUUAAACCGAAACAAACUGUAGUGUGUGUGACAAUAUUGCACUUACUGAAUCAGUAACAAGACACUAACAGUGUGGUGAAACUUAAUAUUGUAACUUCUAUGUGUUGUUAUAUGUGUAGAGAAAUGAUGCAUUCAAAAUUUAAAUUGGUGUCGGUAUAAACCGUGCCGAAAAAUGAUGCUUUUAAAAUUUUCAGCACGGAUAAUUUGCCAGUCUCAGGAGCGUAUGUGUGUAAUUAAACAUUACUGUUUAAUGUUCGUCUAAAAAUAUAAUUCUCUCACAUUGCUGUUUGUGUGAAAAAUAAGUGUGAAUUACAAUAAUGCUGGCUUGCUUUCGUAAAGAACUUGAACUGUAUAAACGUUAAGAUUAUCAAGUGCUUGCCAAAUAUGAAAUCUAUGUAUUGCAUAUUUUACCUCUAAUAUGUACGCGCACAAUUUUAACCUUACCUAUUUAAAUAAAUUAUAUAUCUUCAAUAAUACCUCAUCGUAACAAAUAUAUUAUUUUUGUGUAUAAAAAAUCCAUGCUGGUAUCCCUAUUAAUAUAUUGUCAAAAAACACGA